Messenger RNA from Apis mellifera (honey bee), 2783 nucleotides. Its product is annotated as CD151 antigen. The record is from RefSeq and is a predicted model, not a curated record. The transcript is spliced from 8 exons. The coding region runs from base 16 to 1401 and encodes 461 amino acids. Lineage: Eukaryota; Metazoa; Arthropoda; Insecta; Hymenoptera; Apidae. Gene Ontology annotation, cellular component: membrane.
GAAACUCGAGGUCGUAUGCGUAGCGGUAAGCCAGCGGGCACGGCCAGUCAGUCGCGCUCCAGCCGUCGCGGUGGAAGGUGUUCGUCGCGCCUCUCUCUCUUCUCUCACUUUCGUGCGUACUACCUUCGUUUCCUAUUUCAUACCAAAACAAAUGGAUUGUCGUUGCCCCCACGUGACGCGUUGUGCGAACGUAUCAGUGUUAUCCCGCUUGUCCACCCGAUAAAUCAAGUGUGUCCUUCGUGGUGGAUCGAACUCAUUUGUGCGAACAAGUUGCUGCGUUACGCAAUCUCUUCGUUGAUUCGCGGCACGCGGGAAACUCUACAAACUUGCGGUGAAUCUUCCUCGCGCCGUGUUUAUUUUUUUGCUGUCACGCGGUCGUCCCGAGAACGCGCUCGCACAUUAUCGAGACACGACACGUGGCCGAGCAGUAACGAGGGGAAACUUUCGAAAAUUCUAAAGUGGACAUGCGUGUCAAAGAUCGGGCUGAGGCUGCACACCGAUGACGCACGAGUCGGUGACGAGGUGACGAGCACGACGACGACGACGACGACGACGACGACGAGCGCCACGGAGCCACACGAGUCGGAGGAAACGAAUCGAGGGAUCAUGGCUAAGAGCGCGGAGAGGUUGCCCGGCACCUCGACCAGGCUAAGAACCAGAGACGACGGCUGCUGCUCGGUCAACUUCCUCAAAUACGUUCUCCACAUUUACAACGUGGUGUUAUUCUUGUCUGGACUGGUGGUGGGCGGGAUCGGUAUCUGGACGGUGAUUUCGAAGCACAGCUACGUGUCCCUGAUGACGACCUCCACGUAUCCGACGCUAGCCUACGCCUUGAUCGUCGCAGGUGUUCUGGCCGUGGUCGGUAGCUGGCUCGGAUGCGGCGGUGUAACUUCUGAAAAUAGAUGCGUACUUCUCAUAUACGUGUUCGUGGUGAUGCUGGUGUUCGUGCUGGAGGCGGGUGUCGGUGCCCUGGCGCGUCUCUACGAGGAACAAGUCGGUCCUGAAUUGAAGAUGAACCUUAAUCGCACCUUCCUCGAGAACUACGCCGUGAGGCGCAGGGAAACUUCGGCGAUCGACCAGAUGCAGAUAGAGUUCAAAUGCUGCGGUGCCCUGAGAUUCGAGGACUGGGUUGUGAGCGAGUGGCACAAGGACGAGAAUGUGCUGAAGAACGGGAGCCUCGUGCCGGAUAGCUGUUGCAAGACACCGACCCUACUCUGCGGAAGGAGGGAUCAUCCGUCUAACAUCCAUUACACGGGUUGUAUCUACAAGUUUCUCGAGACGACCAAGGAUCACUUGAUCAUCCUCGGGGCUGUUGGCCUGGGAUUGUCGGUCCUCGAGCUGUUCGGCAUCGUGCUCGGCUCGUGCCUCUACAUAAAGCUGAGGCACGACUUCGACGACUGAGAAUUGCUGCAAACACUGGAGAGCAACAAUAACGGCCGUUCCUGGUGCAGAUACAUGCAGAACGGCGCGGGAGCCGUUUGAUCGUUGGGCUGGAAGGAAAGGAAGAGGGGAGGGGAGGAGGGGAGAUAGCCGUCGGGAAGGAGAGGGAGGAAUCCUUCUUCGCCGUUUCUUCUUUUUUUUCACGUUGAAUUUCCCUCCACCAGAGGGGCUCGUGGAAUUUCUAUCCUUUUCCUGGAGGACGACUGCAAAGAAAGAGGGAGGAGGAGAGUAGAAAAAGAGGGAAAAUGAAGGGAAAACGGUGUGACAUAUGAUAUUCCUUAGAUCCCACAGGAAUCUUUAAAGUCAGACUCCUUUUCUCUUCUUUCUUUUUUUUUUAUAUAUAUAUAUAUAAUAUAACGCGAGAUUCGAGACAAAAAAAAGCGGAUGCAAAUCGCAGGAUGAAUUAUAUUCGAUUUAACCCGGGUCACCGAUUUCUCCUCCUCUGUCUGGAUGAUAAAUCUACUGAUGGUUAAUUCUACUGCCCGGCAUAACUAUCCUCCUGCUCCCCCUCGUGCUCUUAUCACACCCAUGACAAUUUUAUAGAGAAUAUUUUAACGAAACAUUUCCACCCUUCGAACUUGUUGUUAUUCGUAUUUUCGUAAAGGGGAUCGCGCGCUCUAAUCCAAAGUUUUUGUACGCCGUUCUCUGCUUUCUCUCGUGGGGAGGGAAACGGAGAGAGGGGCAUUCCUGUUUUUAUACACGGGACGACAUCGAUCACGAUGCCAGCGGUUUAUACUCGCGGCUAGUGAUCUGUUCGAUUACGAAUCGAACGUAUCGUCGAUUCCAUUGUCGGCAACGUUCUUCCGCUCGUACAAAUCACGCUGUCUCGUCGAAUACUGCCGUAACGAAUCCGCACAAACGUUUCUAAAGGUAUAUAUAUAUAUAAAUACACACAGAUUACACGAUUACACGAGGAGCGAGUUUAGCGUUCUUUAGCUAGUAAAAAAAAAAAAAAAAAGUCACGACGACGUGUUCCAAUGGUCGCGAUCGAAACUGUUCUUUGGGUCCAAACGGUCCCCAUUUGUCGAUCAAACGGACCAUUUUAUCGUCCUGCUUUUUAAUCGAAUAAAAAAUAAAUAAAAAAAAAAUAUCCGAGAAAAGAGAGAUCCGAUUGUUCGAGCGAUAGCGAAACGAUCGUCCUUCUAUUCCGUUAAAUAAAGUCGACCACCACUCGCGUUCUCGAAGUUUUCUUGUUCUCUGUAAAAAGAGAAUUUUUUAUUCGAUCUAUUGAAACGAAUCUAACGGAUUUAAUAUAUUUAUCGAAAAGAGUCGAGGACGUGUAUCGAUGUGUUUUUUAAAUAAAAAGAAAAGAAAAAAAAAAAAAAGGGAACGACGAUGGUUUU